This is a messenger RNA of Protopolystoma xenopodis, 297 nucleotides long. The record is from the annotation of a GenBank genome assembly. Lineage: Eukaryota; Metazoa; Platyhelminthes; Monogenea; Polystomatidea; Polystomatidae.
AUGGGCCCCUCUGCAGCCGCAGGGUCUACUUGCUCUGUUUCUCCUGAUUCCCCAGCAUUGGUAGUUCAAUGGUUUCCAAGGCUCCGUUGUCAGUUCCCUGAGAGAUUGAUUAUCUUUUUUCCCUAUUACCAUUGGGAUCAACCAUCAUUUUUACCGGCCGGUAAUCCUGGAACCCGCCAGCGACCCGAGGAUUUGGUGCAGGAGUCGGCCAGAACCCACCCAACCCGCGGGUUUCAGGCAGGUCCGGAAUUCACCUGCACAUUUUUGCUGCGCACCAGCGAGACCGGUGGGAAGUAA